Camelus dromedarius (Arabian camel) is the source of this 4329-nucleotide messenger RNA. It is a transcript of the gene CPNE5, whose product is annotated as copine 5. Gene Ontology annotation, cellular component: plasma membrane. NCBI's taxonomy places the organism in Eukaryota, Metazoa, Chordata, Mammalia, Artiodactyla, Camelidae. Gene Ontology annotation, molecular function: calcium-dependent phospholipid binding. The transcript is spliced from 22 exons. The coding region runs from base 1056 to 2888 and encodes 610 amino acids. Gene Ontology annotation, biological process: cellular response to calcium ion. The record is from RefSeq and is a predicted model, not a curated record.
GGUGGUGCUGUCUCUUUUGCACACGUUUCUCCCCACCCUGGCUCCGCAUAGACCCUUCUCAAACAGAUGCCCCUUGGUUCACACAUCCCUCUCCCUCCCUAGGUAUGAGGACCCCUCAGGGAGGUGGGGAGUGGAGGGCGGGCGCUGAUGGAGACGCGCACCGCCGGGACUAGCUCCAGCUGUCACCCCCACUACACACACACACACACACACACACACACACACACACACACUCUCUCUCUAGCUGUCACCCCCACUACACACACACACACACACACACACACACACGCUCCCAGCAUCUGGAGCCGCGUACCCACGCCCGCAACACGCACACAGACUCGCAAGCUCACACAGACACACUCACACCCGCGCGUAGACCCCGCCCGCGGCCCCGCCCCGGCCCCUGCGGGCGCCCCCUCCGGCGCUCGAGGACCCGCACACAGCCAGCGCCGUGUGGCCGGAGGCGGCGGCUUCGGGCAGAUUUGAUUUUCCCGCAGCCCGGGCGCCCCGGAGCCGGAGCUCGAGCCGAGGAGGUGGUGCUCGCAGCCGCGUCGCCAGCCCCGCCGCCGCCGGCUCGGAGAUCCAGCGAGAGGCGGCGCAGCCCCUUUGCUCGGAGCUUGCUCCAGGCUGCCGGAGUCCCGCCACCCCCGCAUCCCGCGCCCCAUCCGGCACCCCACGCCCCUCUCCCUCUUCUGCGCCCCUCUGCCCCCCGCCCCAAGCUCCUCGCCCCUCUCCCGCUGUCCCUCUCCACGACUCCCCGCGUCUCUCCACCCCUCCUCGCUGCUCCCCAGCUCCCUGGGCUCCUUCCCCGUCUCCGCUGGGCCCCCAGCCUCCUCGUCGCGUCACCUGCACCCCUUCCUCUAUCCGCGGCCCCCGCUCCCUCCGCCCCCCUUCCCUUUCUCACUUCCCACGCCCCCUCUUCGCUCUGCUCUCUCCUCCCUUUGCUGCCCAGCCUCGGCUCCGGAGUUGGGGGAGAGCCCAGGGUUUCGGUUGAUCCGGAGGAGGCGUGAAUUGCGCGGGGAUUGACUAAUUUGGGGUGGGGGGCGCGGUGGGCUAUGGAACAGCCCGAGGACAUGGCGUCGCUGAGCGAGUUCGACUCCUUGGCGGGCAGCAUCCCAGCCACCAAGGUGGAGAUCACCGUGUCCUGCAGGAACCUUUUGGACAAAGACAUGUUCUCCAAGUCUGACCCACUAUGCGUCAUGUAUACUCAAGGGAUGGAGAACAAGCAGUGGCGGGAGUUCGGACGCACCGAAGUCAUCGACAACACACUCAAUCCUGACUUUGUGCGCAAAUUCAUCGUGGAUUACUUCUUUGAGGAGAAGCAGAACCUCCGUUUUGACUUAUAUGACGUUGACUCCAAGAGCCCUGAUUUAUCCAAACACGAUUUUCUGGGCCAGGCCUUCUGCACACUUGGAGAGAUCGUGGGGUCCCCCGGGAGCCGCCUGGAGAAGUCCCUCACGAUAGGAGCAUUCAGCCUGAAUUCCAGGACGGGCAAACCUAUGCCAGCUGUGUCCAAUGGAAGUGGUCUUUGGAUGGAAAGUUUGAGAACCACUGGUCUGGAAGCCUCCGGUGGUGUCCCAGGGAAGAAAUGUGGCACCAUCAUCCUGUCUGCUGAGGAGCUCAGCAACUGCAGGGACGUCGCCACAAUGCAGUUCUGUGCCAACAAGCUGGACAAGAAGGAUUUCUUUGGGAAGUCUGACCCCUUCUUGGUGUUCUACAGAAGCAACGAGGAUGGAACGUUCACGAUCUGCCACAAGACCGAGGUCAUGAAGAAUACCCUAAACCCAGUCUGGCAAACGUUCUCCAUUCCCGUGAGAGCCCUGUGCAACGGGGACUAUGAUCGGACCAUCAAGGUGGAGGUAUACGACUGGGAUCGAGAUGGCAGCCAUGACUUCAUUGGGGAGUUUACCACCAGCUACCGGGAGCUGGCCCGCGGGCAGAGCCAAUUCAACAUCUAUGAGGUAGUAAACCCAAAAAAGAAAAUGAAGAAAAAGAAAUACGUGAAUUCUGGCACGGUCACGCUGCUUUCCUUUGCUGUGGAGUCAGAGUGCACAUUUCUUGACUAUAUCAAAGGAGGGACCCAAAUCAACUUCACAGUGGCCAUUGAUUUCACGGCCUCCAAUGGGAACCCCUCGCAGUCCACGUCCCUGCACUACAUGAGCCCCUACCAGCUGAACGCCUAUGCACUGGCGCUGACUGCCGUCGGGGAGAUCAUUCAGCACUAUGACAGUGACAAGAUGUUCCCUGCCCUCGGCUUUGGGGCCAAACUGCCCCCUGAUGGCAGGGUGUCCCACGAGUUCCCGCUGAACGGCAACCAGGAGAACCCCUCGUGCUGCGGCAUUGAUGGCAUCCUGGAGGCCUACCACCACAGCCUGCGCACUGUGCAGCUCUACGGCCCCACCAACUUCGCCCCCGUGGUCACCCAUGUGGCCAGGAAUGCGGCCACAGUGCAGGACGGCUCCCAGUACUCGGUGCUGCUCAUCAUCACGGAUGGGGUCAUCUCGGACAUGGCGCAGACCAAGGAGGCUAUCGUCAACGCUGCCAAACUCCCCAUGUCCAUCAUCAUCAUCGGCGUGGGCCAGGCGGAGUUCGACGCCAUGGUGGAGCUGGAUGGUGAUGACGUGCGGAUCUCCUCCCGGGGAAAGCUGGCCGAGCGGGACAUUGUCCAGUUCGUGCCCUUCAGGGACUACGUGGACCGCACAGGCAACCACGUGCUGAGCAUGGCGCGCCUUGCCCGGGACGUGCUGGCUGAGAUCCCGGACCAGCUGGUGUCUUACAUGAAGGCGCAGGGCAUCCGCCCUCGCUCCCCACCCUUGGCCCCAGCGCACUCGGCCCCCGAGUCCCCGGCCCGCACGCCCCCUGCUUCCCCUCUGCAUACGCACAUCUGAAGCCUGGUCUGCUCAGAUGGCUGGGGUUUAGUCCAGUAGAAAGGAAGGCAGGGUGCCCAGACCCCCUACAGUCCACCCAGCCCAGCCUUUGGAACACCUGUGCCUGGGAAGCUGGCCAGGGGCGGGGCUUCUGAAGACUUCUCCCUGUAUGGCCCAAACACCCAGUCUGGAGGUACAGGUGGUAGAGGUGGGGAUCUGGGCCCCUUCUCUUCUCUUCUUUCCCUGACACCUGGUUCUGGACCAGCCAGGAAGAUAUUAAUCAGGACGAUGGGGGUCCCCCUCAGCCCACCUGGGUAAUCCCAUCUGGUAUAUCACCCAGAAGCCUGGGCUGGGCCUCCCACCUCCAGGCCUCUUCUCCCUGCCUUCCUCCUGUGGUGUCUACUCUUAAACCUGGCCCCUGACCCCCACCCCAGUAUCUAUCCUGUUCCUAUUUCCAAUGAACCCCAUGAGGCUGCUGAGUUUACAGGUACCCGAACAUGUGAACCCUCACUGGAACCCUUGCAUGCAGUGGGAGUCCUGCAGACCCAUGAAGGGGAGGCUGUAAUGGUGGAUGUAGGUCACACAGUGGACAAGGGAUGGAGGUUUUUCAGGCACGGGGUUCUUUCUGGUGCCUCUCAAGCCCAGUAUGACACUGGUUCUAGACACAAAGAUCCACAGGCCUCUCCCUGAUCUGGGCUCACAGGCAGUCGGCUCCUGGCUUCAGGCAUCCCCUUUUCUCCCAGAGGCAUCCCAGGGUCCCUGGUGCCCACUCCUCUGCCGCCCACCUAGAGGCCUGGGCAAAAAGCAGCCCAGCCCCAGCACUCCCACACUGCCUCUCUACCCCAUGGGGACAGAGGAUGCGAGUCCUGCCUCUAGCCCCUGCCUGCUGUGGGAACCCAAGCGAGGCCUGUCUACCUUUACGGUCUCAGUUUCCACAUCUGUAAGGCAAGAGGAUUGAUCAGACGAGCCUGGGUUAAUCUUCAACUCUGAUGCCCUGACAGUCCAUUUUCCCACACCCAGCUUCCCCCACCCCCCUCCUUGCCAGUGCAACCCCUUAAGGCCGUCUUGGCUCUAGGGUCACGCUGUUCCAUCACAUCACACUAAACCAACCCUGGUCCUUCAGCCUUGGGCUCUGGCGUCUGCACCCAAGCCCCUGCCUCUGCUGUGGGAAAGGCAAGAAAGAUGAUCUCACCCCUGGGUCCACCCAGCUGCCCGGCCUUUUCCCACAUGCGGAGCAGGUCAUGCAUGCCAGUCUCUCCUGCCGCAUGGGGCUCCUUAGCCCACUGAACCUCCCGUGCCUGGGUGGAGACCAGGCCCCACCCUGUCUGCUGCCAGACACUGCUUCCCUUCCCGUCAUGCAUGAUGGUGGUGUUUCUACACUGUCUGGUCCUGUGCCCGUCUCUGAGACAGUCUCUGUGUGGCAUUUGCCUUAAACUGAAGUAAAUUUUGUUCUUUUACUAAA